AUGAAGUUCCUCGCCGUUGUCGCCACCCUCGCCGCCACUGCCCUGGCCGCCCCAUCUGAGCGCCAGCAGCGCGACUCAUGCACGCCGGGCUGGUACCGCUGCGAUGCCAACGGCAAGGCGAUAGACGUGUGCGACGCCGAGGGCAAUUGGCUGGUGGCCGGGCCAUGCCCGGACGGAACCGUAUGCGACUACCUCCCCCAGAACGGGUUCAGCCUGCCGUUCUGCGUCAACCCGCCCGCCGAGAAGCGCGACCCAACGCCCCCGGCUUGCAAGCCGGCGACCUAUACCUGCGCCAACAACGCGACUAGUGGGGCGGAUGGUAUACAGGUCUGCGAUACCCAGAGCACUUGGCAGUAUGUCGGCGACUGCCCCAAAGACUCGCACUGCGAGUACUUCCCUAGCGGCAUCCCCUUCUGUGUCGCCAACUAG
Phialemonium atrogriseum is the source of this 429-nucleotide messenger RNA. RefSeq lists its product as uncharacterized. Bases 1 to 429 code for a protein of 142 amino acids. Gene Ontology annotation, biological process: chitin catabolic process. The record is from RefSeq and is a predicted model, not a curated record. Gene Ontology annotation, molecular function: chitin binding. Lineage: Eukaryota; Fungi; Ascomycota; Sordariomycetes; Cephalothecales; Cephalothecaceae. The transcript is spliced from 2 exons.